CCCUUCGCCCACCCCGCGGCCGUGGUGGCCGGCUCCGGGACGCACAUCCCUGGGACACCGACCCCAAAUGUAAAGCGGACCCGCAGCCCCUCGCCCCCAAGCGCAUCAACUGAGUCUCGCCGGCGUCUCCUCUGCCAAACCCCACGGCUGGAAGAUGUGGCAGCCGGCCACGGAGCGCCUGCAGCAAACCUUCUCCCAUUUGCAAAUUUGCUAAAUUGGCCUGAGAAGACUGUGAGAACAGGCUUUCCUUGGGAGAUUUCUUGUCCUGACAGAACCAGCUGGAGGCCGGAUGUGCAGAGCACUUUCAGACCAUGCUGAAGUCUAAACUGAAUGUCCUAACACUGAAAAAGGAGCCUCUCCCAGCUGUCAUCUUCCAUGAGCCCGAGGCCAUCGAGCUGUGCACCACCACGCCCCUGAUGAAGAGCAGGACUCACAGCGGCUGCAAGGUUACCUAUCUGGGUAAAGUCCCUACCACAGGCAUGCAGUUUUUUUCAGGCUGCACAGAAAAGCCAGUCAUUGAGCUCUGGAAGAAGCACACACUAGCCCGAGAAGAUAUCUUUCCAGCCAAUGUCCUUCUGGAAAUCCGACCAUUCCAAGUGUGUCUUCAUCAUCUUGACCACAAAGGGGAGGCUACGGUCCACAUGGAUACCUUCCAAGUGGCUCGCAUCGCUUACUGCACUGCCGACCACAACGUGAGCCCCAACAUCUUCGCCUGGGUCUACAGGGAGAUCAACGACGACCUGUCCUACCAGAUGGACUGUCAUGCUGUUGAGUGCGAGAGCAAGCUGGAGGCCAAGAAGCUGGCCCAUGCCAUGAUGGAGGCUUUUAAGAAGACUUUCCACAGUAUGAAGAGUGAUGGCCGGAUCCACAGGAACAGCUCCUCUGAGGAGGUCUCCCAGGGAUUAGAAUCCGAUGACGGCUGAAGGAAUUUAGGGGGCUUCAGAAAAGGCAGCAUUGGUCCAGGAAUUCCAGACCAUAUGAAUAUGCAACGAUUCAAAUUUCAGAUGAAAGACUGCCAAACUAUUGGCCGACCAAGCUUUUAAAAUUCAGAAGAGCAACUCUAAAUCUAAAGAAAUGUAUUAUUAAAGUAAUUACGUUACAUUGAAAUCUGCUGCUGCUGUGACUGUGAGGAGGGUGGGAGUGUGGAUGGGGAGGAAAGGUCUCUAGACUCUCUCUCUUUUUCUUUGCUCAUUCCCCAGUGCCUCCCUGUAGGAGAGUUCCAUGCUGAUUUUCACCAUUCUCAGGCAAAGACACUGAGGCUGUUAUGUGAUGGACAAUUCCAGUUUGCCUUAUGAAACCCAACAAGAAUGUUAGAUGCACUUAUCGGAUCAUUAGUCAAGGGGGCAGGGGGGUGAGUACUGAUGCUGGUGCGGAAGUCGCAGGGCUAAAGGAAAAGUCAGGUGGAUUUGAGCCUGAGACUCCUCUCCCAUGUUUCAGACCCUCUCCUCAGUAAGCCAAUCAGCACAGCCUUCAUUGAGCUUUACAACUAACCGUCUGAUAGUUGGCAGUUAAUUCACAGUUAAAGAUAAUGCUUUUAUUUACAUAAAUAUAUCAAGUAGUGCCCUCUUAUUGUAUUCACUUCAUCUAUUUUCUUAGAAUCCUUGCAACUACUAAUGACCCUUCCGUCCUCCUGCCCCAUCCACCCUUGUUCCCCUUCUAACCCAUGCCAACAUCCCCACAGGGGUGGAUUCUCAAUAUACACUGCAGGACACCCAAAGGGAGGAAAAUCACCGAGCAGAUGAAAUCAACCGUCAAACCAGCUAGGAGUUUAAAACAACCACCACCACAACAGAAACCUUGGAAAAAGGGAAUGAGUUAUCAGCAAGUGAACAAACUCCAUGCAGGCUUGUCCUUUCUUUCAACCCUCAUUUGUGGUAACUUAUGGUCCUGUCUAACGAGUCCUUCCAGGCAAGCUUCAAAUCUGACUUGGUGUCACCAAGGAAGCCUUGCUGCCAUCACUCAACCUUGCACUCUAGUGAGUUCUCUAAACUUGGCUUGUCUACGUUCAACUUAAUCUAAAGAGAAAUCUGACCCGUGACCUUCAAAUCGAGAACAUCUCAGAGUCAGGAUCGCCAGUGCAUUCACUGUUUCUCAUGAGAAGUUCUCACUAAAGCUGAGAUUUCUGUUUCUUGGAUCUUUCAAUGUUAUAAAAUGCCAAGGGUCAUCAUUGUAUGAAAUUGAGAGGAUUUGUUAAAAUACAAACAUUUAAGGCUGAGAGCAGAUGGCUAGUUUCCCAGGUAAUGCUCAUUGAUUAAAGUUGGUUUUUAAUCCUGGUGAUGGUAGGGGCACUGGGGCACCUUAUAGAAAGAAGCCUUAAAUGAGAGUUAAUAGCAUCUGGAGAGCAACAGUGUUAGUGUUUUGGUCUUUGUAUCUGUGUGUCCCUAUAUGCACCUGUGUUAUGUAUGUACCCCCAUGUGUGGGUCUGGGUUUAAGGCAUGUAGAAUUAGCAUGGAGUCAUAUUGAGGAGAACCCGCCCCUUGGAGAUAUGCUUGCUGCUUUCCAACACAUGUAAACUAUUCUUUAGCAUAAAUGCAUUCAUUCUUUAAUAAAAUAUGUUUGCAUUAAUAAA
Messenger RNA from Myotis brandtii (Brandt's bat), 2569 nucleotides. It is a transcript of the gene PID1, whose product is annotated as phosphotyrosine interaction domain containing 1. The coding region runs from base 312 to 923 and encodes 203 amino acids. NCBI's taxonomy places the organism in Eukaryota, Metazoa, Chordata, Mammalia, Chiroptera, Vespertilionidae. Gene Ontology annotation, cellular component: cytoplasm. The record is from RefSeq and is a predicted model, not a curated record. Gene Ontology annotation, biological process: regulation of mitochondrial membrane potential; regulation of cell population proliferation; negative regulation of insulin receptor signaling pathway. The transcript is spliced from 4 exons.